AUGGCAGUUUUCAUGUCAAAUUCAAGUCGCUUCCAGUUGCUCCUCCAGGAAAUGCUUGACUUGUACGAAAAAAUCAACGCAACAACGGCUCAGUACAAGGACAAAAACGACGAAGAAAAAACGAUCUCAUGGGAUGAGGCAUGUUUGAAAAUUCCCACACCGAAUGGACCUCGUUGUACGGAGCGGAGCAUCCUAGAAAUUUACAAAUACGAUCGAGCGAUAAUCGAAAAAUUGAAAGACGAAGAUAUUUUCCAAACCGUGAAUUCUACUUUUACGAGUCCAAUUUACGGAUCGAAUUUCGACUACUUGACAACCCUGGGAAAACCCGUGAAAAAUGACCAAGACUCGCAAAUCGGGGCUGAAGCUCUUCGGAUGAGGUGGAUGAUUCAAAUCGACGUUGGUCAACUCACCGGAGACGAGAAAACCGAACGAGUUGAUAAAGCGACGUUGGCCUGGGAAAGUGCUUUCGUCGAUACUGUGGACGCAUUCACGAAAGAAUCUGAAAAAGAAUCGGAAGUAUUUCAAAACGCUGCUAGAAGUUUCAUGGAUGCAACUGCAGAUGCCAUUCUCGGCGAUUUGCAGCUUUUGUUCGGUGGAUACGUGCUAGUCUUCAUCUACGUAAUUCUGGUCCUGGGAAGACGGAAUCUCGUAGAAAUUCGGCUAACCCCUUUAACGGGGGAGAACCCCAUGGGACAAAAAUCGUUGCACAGAGACAAUUGUCACAAAGAUAAAGUCCAUCUGCUGUAG
Molecule: messenger RNA, 747 nt
Organism: Notodromas monacha
Lineage: Eukaryota; Metazoa; Arthropoda; Ostracoda; Podocopida; Cyprididae
Source: the annotation of a GenBank genome assembly